AUAUCUAUUCAUACUCUGUGAAUUUUGUUUAUGUUCAAUUUUUUAGUUUUUAAAAAUUUAAUAAUUAUUAUACUACUUAUAUUAUACAAAAAUAUAGAAAGAAAAUAAAAAUACAAAUUUUGAAAAUGACACACGCAUUACCAAUUCUGGUUCUCAGAAUACGGAGGGUCACGUGAUUUGGAUAAUUGAGCGCAUCAUCUGAAGAUGGCAUGACGAUCGUUGGUGUUCUCAAGUUCAUAUAGCAUAAGCUUUCAUGGAACAAAAAUAAUAUCCUCGAUAAUUUUUGGAUUUUAAUGAGCACAAGUAUAGAAUCGAAUCAAUUUUUCUAAAGGAAUAAUAUGUUUUUAAUUCAUAACGUAUCUUAUAACGAUAGUUUAAUUAUUGAGGAAUGUGAAAAAUUCAUCAACAUUUCUACUACGUAAAGAGGUUCCAGGUGAUUCAAUCUAUGUAUCUUCAUUUACGAUAUGGCGCGCGUCUCCAGCAGAUUUUUCGACACAUCUUCCUUGACCACUUGUAAACAGGCAGGAAAAAAAAGUUUCGAAGGUCAAUAAUUUAGGCAAUUCUUUGGUUAUUAACACAAAGGAAGAUUAGAAUUGUUUAAAGGGAAAUAUAAUAUAAUAUUAUAUAUUAUGAAGACCUUAUCUCUAGUUCGGGCUCCUCUCAACAGCCGAAGGGAAAGAGAAGGAAGAAAAAAGGACGGAGCAGUCUUACGUUCAGGUGUUUCUUGGUGUAAAGGUUCAUCAAAUAUGGAUUCUUUAAAUUGUAGUACAGAUAAUACAACAACUACCUCUCUGUCAAGUGAUCUAACGCAAAAUGAAAUAAAAUCUGCCUCAAAUAAUACGGAACAGCGUCUUAAUAGUGAUAAGGAAAUAUCAACAGAAAUUAAAAAUGAUGUUAAAGUAUCAUCAACUUCUGAUGUUCAAACAGAUCAACGAAAUUAUAUAAGUACAGAGGAUAAAGAUACAAGAAGCGCAGAGUAUUCAAAGAUGAUUCAGGUUUUGAAAGAUGAUCUUAAGUUGACGUGUGUAUUAAGUGAUGUACAAACAAAUGAAGUGGAGAAGGAUGUGAAAGAGCAAAAGGAAGGAAGAAGGAAACGUAAAAGUACAAGUACUCAGGAAAGAGAUUCUGCUUCUGAGGAUAAUGCUGGUAAGGCGAAGAAAAAGAAGGUACAAAAUAGUAGUGACAAAUUUUGCUGGCGUUGUCAUAAGGAGACAGUGGAUGUUCAAUGCAGUGCAUGUCCACGUUCUUGGCAUCGAAAAUGCAUUGGUGGAGCACAAUUAGCCAACGUUCAAAGCUGGAUAUGUGGAGAAUGUGCCACUAUUCUGAAAGCAGAAAAUGCAGAGACUCGCUCUGAAGCAAUGUCUCAACUUUCUGUUGAUCAACUUUGCAUGCUUCUAAAACAUAUAAUUGACAGAAUGCGGGAUUAUCCUGGGUCGGAACCAUUUUGGAAAGAAGUUGAUACUAAGGAAGUUAGUAAUUAUAUGGAAUACGUUGUAAAGCCUAUGGAUUUAUGUUUAUUAGAGAAUAACGUUAAAUCAAAAUUAUACGGCAGUACUGACGCAUUCAUGGCAGAUGCAAAGUGGAUUCAACAUAAUUGUAUUGUUUUUAAUACAUCUUUUUUUAAAAAAGGUGGAGGAGUCUACGCUGACCCGUCAAAAUUAACAAGUGCCGCAAAGCAAAUAGUGAAAGUUGCAAGGCAAGAGGUGUCAGAAUUGGAAGCAUGUCCAGAUUGUUAUAUGCAUGGUCGCAAUUUACCGCGUCCUUUGCCCAGUUGGUUCAUUGAACCUUGUCGUCGUCCUCAUCCAAUUGUCUGGGCAAAACUUAAGGGAUUUCCAUUUUGGCCAGCUAAAGCGUUACCGCGCAUAAAUGGAGCAGGAUAUAUCGAUGUACGUUUCUUUGGUGAACAUGAUCGUGCUUGGGUUGUUCCUAAAGAUGUUUUUUUAUAUUCCGAAGAGCCUCCUCAACCUUUGCCUCGAAAGAAAAAAAAUGAAAUGGACGAGUGCGUUAGAGAAGUUGCUCGUCAUUGUCGAAAAUUGGAAAUGGUCUUUGGUGAAUUUAAAUUUGCCCCACCUCGAAUUCAAUACAAUCCUAAUGAUCAAACACAAAUACAAAUUAUGUUACCGAAUUAUGAUUCAACGGCUAACAUAACGAAAUCACAAUCACUGGCCUUAAAGAAAAGACCGUCGUUUAGAAAUCGUUGGGAUGGUGAUAGUUCCUCACGGGAAGACGUUAAUUCCUCAACGGAAAAAACUAAUUCCAGUCUUGUAAAAUCUAUACCAGUGACACCUGGGAUAGCGAAGAAAAGAAUGCAGCGAAAGUCAAUCGGAAGUUCACCUGUUAUCGAAAAAGAAGAUCCCGUAGUAAUGUCAAUGAAGAAGCUAGAAACUUACAUUGCAAAAGCGAGUGAUAUCAAAUUAAAGAUAAAACCAGCGAAAAACCAGAAGAAAGAUGAACCAGAGACGGCUACACCCUUACCGGAAUUAACUAUUGUCGUGAAUAAAACAAGUGGCAAUUUGAAAACAAAUUCAACUGAUAAACCCAACGAAGAAACAGUUCCAAAAUCACCAGUAAAAGAUUCAAAGAGCUGUACACCAAAAAUUGCACCUAAAAUAAUUUCAUCUUUUCUUGCCACCAGUACUCCGAAGAUUGCUCUCAAACCGAUUAAACCGAACACUAAUAAAUUGUACAAUCCGAAAAAGACUAUUAUUGAAAAAAUUAACGCUGUCAGUGAAUCUAAAGCUAGUGAAUCUAAAGAAUCGGUUUCUACACUGGAAACUGAAUCGCAAAAUAAAAGUGCAGCACCAUCGGUUGAGACAAAUUCUUCUGUAGUGAGAUAUUAUGUUUUAACAGGAGAUAAAUCGGUGGAAGUGAAAAAAGUAUCGGCGGAAGUUGCUAAUCAAGCAGGUCAAAAAAUUGUCUCUCCCGUUAAACAAGAACCGCGGGAUAUCCCACUUUUAAAAAAGAAACAAAGCAAAGCAAAGAAAUCGUUUCCUAAUCGGCCGCCUAAUUUUUCGUUUCUAUCAAAAACAACAGCACCACCGGUUGAUGCUAUGGUUUAUAUUCCUCCACAAAGCGGUGAAAACUCCAUUUCUCAGAAGCAGUUACCUCCACCUGAAGCUGGACCAUUCUCGUCGAAAUUACAUCAACGCUCUUUGGAACUCGCUAAGCGAAUGGCGCAAAUGAUGGAGGAAGCUCUUAGGGAAACUGUAUUAGAAAAUUCUGAAAUUGAACAAACUUCGGGUGAUGCAUGUCAAGCGAAGAUUCAUUUUCUAAAACUUGAAAUUGAACGCAUGCGAUGGCAGCAUCAACAACAACUGGAUGAAUUACGAUAUAAUACAGAUCGUACUUUAAAAGAGAUGAGAGCGAGUUUAGAAGCAGAGAGAUUGCGAGCAGUUGCAGAAACACGUAAACAUGCAGAAGAAGAUAAGCAAAGGUGCGUCGAAGAAAUAAAGAAAAAGCAGUGGUGUGCAAUGUGUGGACGUGAGGCACUUUUUUAUUGUUGUUGGAAUACAGCGUACUGCGAUUAUCCCUGUCAACAAAAGCACUGGCCACUACACAUGUCAUCUUGCGCUCAAAAUCCACCUUCAAGUUCAUCUGUUGUAACUAAUGCUCCAGUGAAUGUUAGUAUUAACGAUCAAUCGCAAGUAAUGCCAAGGCUACAGAUUAGUUCCCAGAAUGUGUCCACUAAUUCUUGGGUUGCCUAAGGUAUAAAUAGUGUAUUGAUCAACUGCGAUUUUAAUCAAUUUACAAAUAUCAGUUUAUACUGUAAAGGUGGUUUGUCUUGUAUCGAGAUGCAAUACAAAAACUUUUAAUUUAACUAACGUAACAAUUUUUUGUAUUAAUCGCGCGAAAAUUAACUCCUUACGCAAAAAAAGUACAUUUGUUGUACUGUUCCUGAUUGUCGCUCAAGCGCUAGCAUUUAAACUAGAAUGGAAAUUUAUUUUCUAUGAAAAUAAAGGAUGCAUUAUAAAUUUAA
Molecule: messenger RNA, 3976 nt
Organism: Leptopilina heterotoma
Lineage: Eukaryota; Metazoa; Arthropoda; Insecta; Hymenoptera; Figitidae
Gene: Zmynd8
Product: protein kinase C-binding protein 1
Exons: 9
Coding region: 630-3704 (1024 amino acids)
Biological process (GO): regulation of DNA-templated transcription
Molecular function (GO): protein binding
Source: RefSeq, a predicted model, not a curated record